This is a messenger RNA of Colletotrichum destructivum, 525 nucleotides long. RefSeq lists its product as uncharacterized. The record is from RefSeq and is a predicted model, not a curated record. The transcript has a single exon. Lineage: Eukaryota; Fungi; Ascomycota; Sordariomycetes; Glomerellales; Glomerellaceae. The coding region runs from base 1 to 525 and encodes 174 amino acids.
AUGGAGUACUACGGUCAAGAAGCCCUCAAUCUUUUCGUUGCCGAGGGCAACCUUCGCGAUCGCGCUUUGCGAGGAGCCAUUGAGGGCAAAAUUCGACAUUUCUUUGAUUGCAUCGACCACGAGAAAUGGAAGGAGGUGAAAGGACACCUGAGAUCUGAUGCAAAGCUUCUCGAUAGACUCCGCGACCCGGGAGAUAUCUACAGUGGCAUUCUAUCAAUCGUGGCGCAUCUAAAGGGAGAAGUUGUCAGCGGUCAAAAGAUCGUCCACAAGCUUCUAAUUGUCGAUCGAGGCCGAGUCACGUGUUACGUCGCCCAGUUUUCGAUGCAUACAGGCCAGGAUGCAAUACCCGAUCGGUUCUACGAGACUCGCUGGGUAUAUCUCAUUGAUCUAGACGAGCAGCAGCAGAUCGAGCGCAUUGAGAUUCGAGACCACAAUAAAUACUUUUGUCACGAAGGAGACACGAGAAUGAUGGAAAAAGCUAUCGAGGCAGCCGAGGAGGAUGCUAUGCUGGUAAACUGCAUCUAA